This is a messenger RNA of Cylas formicarius (sweet potato weevil), 685 nucleotides long. It is a transcript of the gene mRpL30, whose product is annotated as large ribosomal subunit protein uL30m. NCBI's taxonomy places the organism in Eukaryota, Metazoa, Arthropoda, Insecta, Coleoptera, Brentidae. Gene Ontology annotation, molecular function: structural constituent of ribosome. Gene Ontology annotation, cellular component: mitochondrion; large ribosomal subunit. Gene Ontology annotation, biological process: translation. The record is from RefSeq and is a predicted model, not a curated record. Bases 66 to 602 code for a protein of 178 amino acids. The transcript is spliced from 3 exons.
UCCUGGGAGUUUUGUAUGACGCCAGUAACAAAAAAACAAUUCUCCUAUAAUUUAAUUUUUAAAUAAUGUUAAGUUCAAAAUUGUUAAAAGCGGCGACCCCUUUUUCCUUUGUUCAGAGAAAUGUUCACAGGCGAAAGUUUAUAUGGUACAAUGAAGGCAUUCAGUAUCCUGGAUUCAAGUACUAUCCUAGACGUCCUGAUUUUCAAGAUCCACCUUACGAACCGACCAAGCUCUUUAGGGUACAGAGGAUCAGACCAAUGAAGGGCGCGCCUUACUGGGAAAAAAAUAUUCUCAAAGAAUUUAAGCUGGAUGGAAAGACCAGCGAUUAUGUAGUAGUAAAAAAUAUACCUGAAAAUAAUCACCGGCUAUGGAAAGUGAAGCAUAUGAUCAAGAUCGACCCAAUAACUUUUCCAGAUGGGUUUCCGAAUGAGAACGACUCCACUUACUUGCAGGAGAAUGGAGAACUGAGGAUUGUAAGACAUAUUGGUCAUAUAGAGGAACGAUCUAAACUUUUGAGUGAAUAUAAAACAGCAACUGACAAAAUGGAUGGUGACACAUUAAGAAGGGAUUCAAGGAGUCGAUGGCUCACUGGUUGGCAAUAAUAAGAAUCAUAAUUUUUGAAAUGUAUUUUAAUAUAUAAUAAAAACGCAACUUCUAGUUCUAUUUAUACUGCGUUAUGUAUAAA